AGUAGCUAACCAACGUAUUAUCUUGUUAGUUGUGUACGAGAUUUCCUUAAGAGACAUAACGCUAUGUCGAGAAACGUAUUUUUAUUAUUCUUACUUUCAUUAACCUUGUAUCAAUUAUGUUUAAUUACAAAAGCUUAUCCUACGUCAGAAGGAUUAUUAGAAGAAGAGAAAAUAACUUGUGGAUAUGAAUCAUGUCCAGUUAUACAACCAAACAAAUUAAAUAUUCAUCUGGUACCUCAUACUCACGAUGAUGUUGGAUGGUUAAAAACAGUUGAUCAAUAUUAUUUUGGAAGUAAAUCUAAAAUACAAAAAGCCGGUGUUCAAUACAUACUUGACAGUGUAAUUGAAGCAUUAUUAAAAAAUCCUGAAAGAAGAUUUAUAUACGUUGAAACUGCAUUCUUUUGGAAAUGGUGGUUAAGACAAAACGAAAAUGUAAAAAAAGAUGUGAGAAUGUUGAUAAAUACAGGAAGAUUAGAAUUCAUUGGUGGUGCUUGGAGUAUGAACGAUGAAGCUGUUACUCAUUAUCAAUCCAUCAUUGAUCAAUUUACAUGGGGAUUUAGGAGGUUGAACGAUACUUUUGGUAAUUGUGCAAGACCACACAUAGGUUGGCAAAUAGAUCCUUUUGGUCAUUCGAGAGAACAGGCAUCUUUAUUUGCUCAAAUGGGAUUUGAUGGGAUGUUGUUUGGUCGUUUGGAUUAUCAAGAUAAGUCACAACGUUUGAAGGACAAGAGUAUGGAAUUUAUUUGGAAGGCUAGCUCUAGUCUUGGUAAUCGUGCCAACUUGUUUACUGCUGCUAUGUUUAACACUUACAGUCCACCGCCUGGUUUUUGCUUUGAUGUAUUAUGCGACGAUGAACCAGUGAUUGAUGACCCUGAUAGCCCUGACUAUAACGUUCCUAAGAAAAUAAACGAUUAUCUAGAAUACGCGAAAGAACAAGCAGAACAUUUUCGUACAAAUAAUAUUAUAUUAACUAUGGGAGGAGAUUUCACUUAUCAACAGGCGGAAAUGUACUUCACGAAUCUGGAUAAGUUGAUAAGAUACGGAAAUGAAUUAAAUGGAUCAACGGUUAAUUUAAUUUACUCGACGCCAUCUUGUUAUUUGAAAGCAUUACACGAUGCAAAUAUUACUUGGCCGUCAAAAUCCGAUGAUUUCUUUCCUUAUGCAAGUGAUCCUCAUGCUUAUUGGACAGGAUAUUUUACUUCAAGGCCAACUAUCAAAUAUUUCGAAAGAAUGGGAAAUAAUUUGUUACAAAUGACCAAACAAAUGGCCGUAUGGGCAAAAUUGGAUCAUAAGGAAAUAGAAAAUUUAGAAAAAUUCCGUGAAGCUAUGGGAGUCAUGCAACAUCACGAUGCAGUUACCGGAACGGAAAAACAAUUGGUUGCAAAUGAUUAUGCUCGUUUAUUGUACGAGAACUUGGUCAAUAACAACAUCGUCGCUGCCAAUUCUAUUUACAAAUGGGCCAAUGAGAAAAAUUCAACGACAAAAUUGAUAGUGUCUUCCUGUUUAGAAUUGAACAUAAGUUCUUGCCCUUAUACAGAAAAUAGUAGACAGUUUACAUUGAUAAUAUACAAUCCACAAAGUCAACCAGUUUCUACGUACGUUCGUUUACCAGUAAAUGGAAGUUCUUAUGAAGUAUUUGAUUGGGCAGAAGAUAUUUCAAUUUUAUCGCAAAUUGUACCAAUACCCAAAAGAGUUUUACAAAUACCUGGAAGAGAAAGUAAAGCUACUAAUGAAUUAGUAUUUCGCGUUAAUGAUUUACCACCAUUAGGUUACAAAGUGUAUGAAGUUACUGAAAAACCUAAUACGUAUGAAGAAACGCCAUCUGAAUCAACUAAUUUCAUAGGAGGAGACUUAUACACAAUAACCGUUGAUGAAUCUGGUCAUAUUGCUGUACAAUAUAACAAUCAAAAUGACAUGAAUUUUGUUCAAUCUUUUCAUUAUUAUGAAGGAGCGGAAGGUAAUAACAAAGUAUUUGAAAAUCGAUCAUCCGGUGCUUAUAUCUUUAGACCAAAAACUUCAGAGAUCCAUGAUUUUGUAUACGAGGGAGAUUAUUCAAUAGUUAAAGGUCCCUUAGUAGAAGAAAUUCAUCAAAAUGUUAAUCAAUGGAUCAGCCAAGUUGUCAGAGUUUAUAAACAAGAGGAACGUAUUGAAUUUGAAUGGCUCAUUGGUCCUAUUCCUGUCGAAGACAAAAUAGGUAAAGAAGUAGUAACGAAAUAUACGAGUAAUUUGAAUUCCGAUGGUGAGUUUUAUACGGAUAGCAAUGGUCGUGAAACAUUAAAACGUAAACGGGAUUACAGACCAACUUGGAAUUUAAAAUUAUACGAACCAAUUGCUGGAAAUUAUUAUCCUGUAACUACGAAAAUGUAUUUGAAGGAUAAAAAUAAACCAUUGAAGUUAUCCGUAUUUACUGAUCGUUCACAAGGUGGUACCAGUAUGAAAGACGGAGAAUUGGAAUUAAUGCUUCAUAGAAGAUUAUUAAACGACGAUGCAUUCGGUGUUGGUGAAGCUUUGAACGAAGUUGCUUACAAUACUGGUCUUGUAGUACGUGGUAUUCAUUACGUUUAUGGUGGUAAUACCAAAAAUCUUGAUGCUUUCACAUUGAAAGAGAAAAAAUUAAUGUUAGAACAAACACUUCGUCCAACUAUACUUGUUAUACCUUUUAUGCAAAAAAAUAUUGAUAAUUGGCGUAAUACUACUUCAUUGAAAAAAUUAGGAUUGGCCAAAGCAUUACCACCAAAUGUUCAUGUACUUACAUUAGAACCUUGGAAAAAUGGUACUAUUUUAUUAAGACUUGAACAUUUAUUCGAAGCUGGUGAAGCUGUGCAAUUAUCUGCACCCGUAGAUGUUAAUAUUAAAGAUUUGUUCACAUCAUUCAAUAUAAUAUCGAUUAAGGAAACAACAUUAGGUGCUAAUCAAUGGUUAGAAGAUAAUAAUCGUUUGAAAUGGAAUUCUGAAGUGAACGAUAUUCUAAAUAAUAUGGAAGAUACAUUUUAUCCUGUCAAAAUUCAAAAAGAUGCUAUUAAUAUACAUUUGAAACCAAUGGAAAUACGUACUUUCAUUUUAGAAAAUUUUCCAAAAAAAAAUGAAGAUGAUUCAUGGGCUCAAACGUUGAUAACCAUAACCCCGGAAGAUGAUGCUGUAUUGAGAGAAAUUAAAACAAAGGUCACGGUUUCUGAUAAAGCGAGUACAUCUUUGGAUUUAAACACCGAUAGUUUUAUUUACAGAAGACCCUUAACACCAAAAUAUCUCGUGGAUGUUAACGAAUUGGAAGAUGAAAAUAUAACACAUGCAGAAGUUCAAACAUAUUUGCAAGGAUUAUCUGUCGUUGAUAUUCCAAUUCGAUACAAGGAUCAAAUUUCACAAACAUUGUAUAUGAGUGCACCAUGUCCUACCAUAAAAUAUUACAAAGAUAUUAUGACAUCCAUGAGAGAUGGUCCAAUACCUGAAUUCAAAAAUACACGUACAAUACAAACCAAACUUACGUUUCAUCCAAAUACAAAUGUUCAAAUUGUUACGGAAAGUUUAAAAAUUAAUAUUAAUGAUAACGAAACGAUCAAUGAUGAUACAAUUUUCGUAUGGAACGAAGAUGAUUAUUUGCAAACCGAGAUGAAUGAUUUGAUAUCUGAUAUUAUUUAUUAUUUACAAGAACGUACAUUUUGGAUUUUAGAUCCUACGAGUCUUUCGUAUCCCAUUACUAAUGAAAAUUAUGCUCAAACUUUGAUAAAAUACAAUCUGAUUAUGGAUCACGUAAUUAUGGACAAUGAAACUCAAACUGAAUUAACCUGUAAACCUAAACAUUCGAAUACCGAAUUAUUAACAGAUUAUCAUGCUAUUAAAAACAUGAUUUGUGAUAUUUUAAACGAAUGUUUGAACAAUGCUAUUGAAACGAGAAUCAUAGUUGACGAUAUUAUUGAUGAAAUUGUUGAAAGGGGUGUUGAAAUAGUCAGAUAUCCUCCAAGGGAUCAAAUUAUUCAAACUUUGGCAAGUUACAAGGUUGACGAAAAGAAAGAUGAUGUUUUACGUAAAUUACAAUUGACAAUUGUCGUUGACCCAUUGGAAUCGUCUAUCAUUGUUUUACAAAUCAUCGAUGAUUUGUUAAAAUCAAUUAAUGAAAUUGUAUCCAACAAUUCUCAACAAGUUGUUCAAACUAUUCUUAACGAUACGAUUUCAAAAUCCAUAGACAUUGGUUUAGAAAUAGAAAAAAUAAAGAAUAAUCGAUCGAAAGAUAAACUAAUGGAACAGCUCUUAGAUAAAAGAAGAAAAAGGAUAGCAAAAAUGUUGGAAAAAAAGAAAACAAUGACUGUAUUUACACAGACAAGUAUAUCAGGAAUACAUGAAGUAACAAAACUUGAUAAACUUAUUGAUAAUUGUCAUUGCAUUUGUUUAAAACAUUCUCAAUGUUAUAUAUGUAAUGCUAUAACAAGUGAUAAAGAUAUGAAAGAUAAUUUACAAAUGUUACGUACACAGGAUAUACUAUUAGCUUAUAGGCCAUGUAAUACUGUUAAUAGUCAAUUCAAUAUAAAAGUUGAUCAAGUAUCUUCUAGCGAUACAGAAAAAAAAUCAAAAACAAGUAGUACAAUAGAAUGUUUUAAUGAUACUAGUUCAGAAUCAGUAGCAACGAUCAAUGUUGCAUUCAAACCAAAAGAGAGAAUAAAUAUUACUGAUUCUAUCGAAGGAUGGACUCGUGCAAUUGAUGCUGCUUUGACUAUACCAUGGUCUCCUACAAGUUCAUUGAGUGAAACAGAUAGAACUGAAGGAUCCAAAAACAAAUUAACAUUGCAAACUAUGAAAGUAUUGCAAAUUUUGAAAAGUACUUUUUGUAUUCGAGAUACUUGUCCAAUGUCUGUGGUGGAAAAAUUAAAACAAAAAUCGUAUCAAGGGAUUAAUGAAUUCAAUAUGAAUUCAAGUUGUCAUACAUACUUUUAUUCAAAGACAAAAGAUUUGAACGUAAACGAAGAUAAUGUUCGAGAUGAAAGUAAUAUUUCAGAUAACAAAAUUGAUAGCAAAUUGUUUGAAAGUGAUAACUGUUUUUGUCAUAUUUCUUACUUUCUGAAUACUUGGAAUCAAUUUUCUAAAAAUAAUCAUUCCAGUAAACUCAAAAUAAUACCUAUACAAUUUAAUUCAUGAGAAGCAGUUUCGUAUAGAGAGUAACACGUAAAUAAAGCAAUCAAAAUUAAUUAAAGUUAUGAAAUAGAUCAGUAAAAUUUGAAAUUAAAUAAUAUCAUUGAUAAUACAUAAAGAAAACGUAUAAUGAUAAGUAUCAAAAUUGACGACAAAGAUAGAUUUUAUUAUUAAAAUAAAAAAUAAAAUAAAAAAUUGUUGGAAAUGGAUCUCUGAGUGCUUGUGUUUAUAAUUCCAGCUUAUUAUUUAUUUUUUUGUUCUUUAACCUAUCAUUGGUUUAUAUACCUAAGAAUACAAUCAUACUGGACAAAAUCCAUAUUCUAAUUUCUAUGGUGAUGGUAUUCAUUCAUUUUUGAUUAUAUGAAUUGUAAUGUAAUAAUGACUUGUAUGAAAUUCAUUAUUUACAGUUGACUAUUACAAUUAUUGAAACAAUUGAUGGGACAUUUAUCAAUACCCUCGUUCAAUAUUUAUGUCUUAAUAUGAUUUUCAAUAGUUUUCAUCUAUUUUUAUAAUUUCCAAAAUUAUAAAUUAUUUUGAUGAUUUACGUACAGCCAAUGACAUUAUGAAAAAUCGUCAACAUUUACCAUUUGUUACGGAAUUUAUGAAUUGACUACUCAUUUCGAAUAAUUUUGUUAUACCAAAGUCAAACGAUACGGGUCAAAGAUUUCACAAAUUUUCUAUAUUUAGAGUCAAAUAAAUCAAGCUGUAUCUGUUAAAAUACAGACUGAAUCGUAUCUUCAAGC
Polistes dominula (European paper wasp) is the source of this 5864-nucleotide messenger RNA. RefSeq names its product Lysosomal alpha-mannosidase II (gene LManII). Gene Ontology annotation, biological process: mannose metabolic process. Lineage: Eukaryota; Metazoa; Arthropoda; Insecta; Hymenoptera; Vespidae. Gene Ontology annotation, molecular function: carbohydrate binding; alpha-mannosidase activity. The record is from RefSeq and is a predicted model, not a curated record. Gene Ontology annotation, cellular component: lysosome.